AAUUAGCAUAUAAAACGUGUGUCGGGAACAUGGAGCCUUAGCAGUUCGGGACAGGAGGGGUAUUCCUGCUUCGAACUUUCCAGGAUGACAUGGUAGAAUAUUAUAAAGCUAGUAUUUGAGGAGCUAAUGGAACACGUGAAGGAAAAGGAGGAGAAAGAAGAUAAAAGGUGUAAACGUCUUGCAGAUGAUUUCUUUCAUCUCUUAUCUUCUAUCAAGGUGCAGCAGGAGAUAACUCCAUCUUCUAAAUGGGAGGACUGUAAAUCACUUCAUGAAGUUAGUUCAGAGUACAGUGCUAUUGGUGAAGAGAGCUCCUGCAAGGAGAUAAUCGAUAAACACAUAAUGCAAUUGAAAGAACAAGCAAACGAGAAAGAGAGAAAGCGGAAGGAAGAGAAUGUACUAUUUCAGCUGAAUGACAUUAGUAGCUUGGGUUAGGGUGAAGAUGAACUAAAUCAUGUAAUUAUUAUGGUCUGGGAGAACAAUGACCACUUUUGUAUAUUGCUCUUGAAUGAAUGAAAUCUGUGUAGGAAACUUAAUAUUUGGAUUCAUGUUUGAAAAGUUGGUUGAAUGUACAAAUGUGAUUGUGUAUUGCU
Messenger RNA from Rosa chinensis, 590 nucleotides. RefSeq names its product pre-mRNA-processing protein 40A. Bases 127 to 432 code for a protein of 101 amino acids. NCBI's taxonomy places the organism in Eukaryota, Viridiplantae, Streptophyta, Magnoliopsida, Rosales, Rosaceae. The record is from RefSeq and is a predicted model, not a curated record. The transcript is spliced from 4 exons.